UAGCCGAAAAAAAGAAAAGCGAGACAAAAAAUAUGGAGAAGAAUAGGCCCUACGCUCCCACCCAUCUAGAAACCCUUGACUAACAACAUACAAAUAAAUCACCUUCCUCUUCUCAUUAACUCAUUCGUGACAUCACCAUCAAAAUCUCACCAUGUAUCAUCCAAGCGCUUCAUCUCCCACCCAAAGAAAUCGCUACGGCGAGCUACAAUUCGCGCCAAUUCAUCAUCACGAAGCCAUGGAAAGCGACGAUUCCGGAGCUAUCUCGCCGCCUCUGUGGAGGAGCAGCCCCAGUCCGUCGCGCCCCCUCCUCAGCCACCGCGCCUCCUUCUCGCCUGAUUCUCGAGCUCAAGCCAUUGCUAGGGGGCGCUCCGAGCUCAUGGAAAUGGUGAGGCACAUGCCGGAAUCGUCGUACGAGCUCUCCUUGAAGGAUAUCGUCGAGCAUCAUCACAGAGCUGAGAAUCAAAUUAAUCAAUCCCAUAAAACAGGGGGAUUGGAUUCGGAUCAGAGAGCGGCGGCGGGAUUGAAGAAAGAGGAGGGCAGGAAAUUUGAUCGGAAAUUGAGCUUCGAGGAUAAGGGGUUCUUUUUGAAUAUGGCGUUUCCGUUUUCGUUUAAGUCGAAGAAAAAGAAGAAAAAUGUUGGUGGUAAUAGUGGGAGAGUUUCUCCAAAGCCGGAUGGAUUGAAGGGCGGUGGCGAGAAGGAUUGGUGGAAAAAGAAAUUUACGGGAUCGAGCGAUAGUGAUAGCAGCAGAAUUAGUAAUAACAGCGGCAGCAGCAGCGCCGCCACCGCCACCACCACCACCAGCGGCCGCAGUGACGAUGCCCGUGGAAGGAGAAGAAAUGGGGGUUGUUGGCAAUUAUUUCAGUUGAGAAGAAGCAAAAGUGCCUAGUAAAGAGAAAGAUCCCUAUUCUGUGUUGCUAGUGAUUUAGUAGUAUUUAAGUGGGAAACAGAUCAUAGCUAACACUCCUUAAAAAUAAAUUUGGGGAAAUAUUAGUGUAUAUUCUUUUAUUUAUUUUUUGCUGUUACUACUACUAAACUUAUUCGAGUUUUAUUUAGUUGCCUUUAUAUGUUUCUCCAUUUGUGGACAUUUUACCAUCUUUUUCCCUUUUGUAACAAGCAAAAUAUAUUGUAGCAAAUGCCAAUUUGUAUUUAUACGUUUUAGCUUUUAAGUCAAUACACCGUUUUAUGCUC
This is a messenger RNA of Salvia miltiorrhiza (redroot sage), 1188 nucleotides long. RefSeq lists its product as uncharacterized. The record is from RefSeq and is a predicted model, not a curated record. The transcript has 2 exons. The coding region runs from base 152 to 886 and encodes 244 amino acids. Lineage: Eukaryota; Viridiplantae; Streptophyta; Magnoliopsida; Lamiales; Lamiaceae.